Molecule: messenger RNA, 1565 nt
Organism: Corythoichthys intestinalis (scribbled pipefish)
Lineage: Eukaryota; Metazoa; Chordata; Actinopteri; Syngnathiformes; Syngnathidae
Exons: 5
Coding region: 14-784 (256 amino acids)
Molecular function (GO): GTP binding
Source: RefSeq, a predicted model, not a curated record
ACUUCCUAACACAAUGAAUGAACAAACUCCAUCACCUGUGUAUCAUUUAACAGUUGCUCUCUUUGGAAAGCGAAUGUUAUCAAACAAUCACAUUGGAAAGCUGAUCCUUGCAAAUGACGAUGUUUUUAGAAAGAUAUCAAAGGACUUCGGUGUUGGAGAAAACCAUUCAUUCAAAGUUAUCAACGUCCCAAAUUUCUUUGAAGACUGCCCCGCUCCAGACCAACAGGUGAUAGACUUAUUAGCUUUGGCCUACCCUGGCCCUGAUUUGUUCCUCCUGGCUAUUGAUUCUGAAAACAAAGGCUGUGAAGAUGUUGUGGAACAAAUGAGAAAACUCGAGAAAUUCUUUGGAAACUCAAUCAAACAUAAUUUGAUUGUCAUUUUUGAAAAACAAGAAUUGUACGAUUCAAUUCUUUAUCUGAAAGAUAACAACAUUCAGUUAGGAAUGCUCAAUGAAAACCUUGCCACUGACUGUAAGAUAUGGGGUGCGGCUCGUCCAUCAUUCCUGUAUGACUACAAAGAUCACAGUUGGCGAGUUAUAGAGCGAAGAAUGGAACAACUAAAGAUGACAAGGUCUUCAGAAGUGGAAACCAAGACAAGACCAGGACCUACAAAACUGGCUGGGAGAGGCAACAGAAUUGGUCAGACGCCACAACUGAUUGCAUCAUCUGACGCAACGGAUAUAGAUAAUGCAAGUCGAGGAGGUUCAAUCACCCCAAAGGAGCAUUUUCCACAUCCACGAAGAGCUGCAUAUCCUCGAAGUGGAGUGAACAAUGCCCGAAAGUGACUUCAACAUCAUAGUAAUGGGACGCUUUGGAACUGGAAAGAGUGCGUCUGCAAAUACCAUCUUGCAGACUGUUGAUGGAUAUAAAGAAAAGGGCUUCAAAUCUUUACCUAGAUCUAAACCGGUUACAACCACGGUUGAGGUGAGAAAUGUUAGGAAUCUGUUUGGAAGACCGGUAGAUGUGAUCGACACUCCAGACUUCUUCAGAGACACGCUACAUAAUUCUCAGAAGGAAGUAGACAAGUGUAAAUCCUACAUUACUGAGAAUUGUGUGAUAUUACUCGUAUUUCAGUCAGGUCGCGUUACAAAUUUUGAUAGUGACUUCAUGCAGAAGCUGGAGAGCAGUUUUGGUCAAAAUAUCAGAGAAAAGUCAAUUGUCCUUUUCACCCAUGGAGAUGACAUUGAUGAAGAACUUCAACAACACAUCGACCAAAAUCAUAAUCUCUCAGAAAUUGUUCAUAAGUGUGGUGGCUGUUAUCACCUAUUCAGCAACAAGUCAAAGGAUUCAAAACAAGUCAAAGAACUGAUUGAAAAGAUUCCUGAAUUCAAAAAAGCCCCCAAUCCAAACGAGAUUUCACGUCCUUUUCAAUAGUGUAGCUUGCUAUUGAUUUUAGUCCACUUUGCUGAAAACUCAACAGUAAAUUCAAAAAUGUGCUUGGUUUUACUCUGUAUAAUGAAUAAUAUUGUUCUUCCAGUACAAAGUCACCCAUCCUUUAUACCAGGGGUCGGCAACCUAUGACACGCGUGUCACCACUGGCACGCGAAGGGUUAACCAGUGACACGC